Molecule: messenger RNA, 2390 nt
Organism: Cynara cardunculus var. scolymus (artichoke)
Lineage: Eukaryota; Viridiplantae; Streptophyta; Magnoliopsida; Asterales; Asteraceae
Product: protein trichome birefringence-like
Exons: 5
Coding region: 52-1875 (607 amino acids)
Cellular component (GO): Golgi apparatus
Molecular function (GO): O-acetyltransferase activity
Source: RefSeq, a predicted model, not a curated record
GGCUCCUCUUUCUCUCUCUAAAGCUGAUUUCUGUAAAUUUGUUACACUUCAAUGGCGGAAUCAGCUAAAUAUACGCCUGUUAAUGGAGGAAGUCAUGUGGUCUCGGAUUUCAAGUUUACCAAGCUAUUUUCUUUUAGAACUAAGAGAACUAGGGCUUUCGCUUAUGUAUUUAUUGCUGUUUUUGUUGGAUUUACUGUUUUCUUGGCGUUUAAUCCUUCCUCAAAUCCUUCUUCUCCUUGGUUUUCUAAUAUCUUUACUGGUUCAAGCUUUAGGAUCUCUAGUAGUAGUAGUAGUAGUACAGGUAUUCAAGCCAAUGGUACAUAUAGUUCUUCGUCUGAUUCUGAUGGGUCUAUUGGAUCUUACUUCUCUUCGAUUUAUUCCUACUUUUUCCCUUCCAAUUCUUCACAUUCAACUCAGAAUUCCACGAUUUAUACAUUUAGUUGGAAUACUAGUGUUUCUGGAUCUUCAAGUGCAAAUAAUAAAGCACCGACAGUAAAUAAUGAUCCGCCGGUUGCUCGUAAUCAAACUCCAAGUGAGAGUGUUGGUGCUAAAGUUGAAGCUGUGAAGGCGAAUCAAACAACGAUCACAUCUCUUCCAUCUCAAUCUGCUUCAAAUCAGACAACACGAACACAAUCUUCAGAAACCCUAAAAAAUUCCACGAAAAUCGGAGACAAGUCUAGGUCGGAGACGCCAAAAUCGACUUCGGAAAAUGGUAAAGGAAGUGUGAAUUCCACUUCUUCUUUAGUGAAUAGAGGGGGAAAUAAUGGGACGAAUACGGGGGGGUCACCGAAACAUGAGAUUGCGGAUUUGGCGAAGAACUUAUCGAAUUGUAAUUUGUUUGAUGGGGAUUGGGUGAGAGAUGAAUCCUAUCCACUGUAUAAACCCGGUUCAUGUUCAUUGAUUGAUGAGCAGUUUAAUUGUUUCACGAAUGGUAGGCCUGAUAAAGGAUUUCAGAUGCUUAAAUGGAAGCCUAAAGCUUGCACUUUACCAAGGUUGGAUGGAAGCCAUAUGUUGCAAUUGUUGAGAGGAAAACGAUUGGUUUUUGUGGGCGAUUCGCUAAAUAGAAAUAUGUGGGAAUCAUUGAUUUGUAUCCUACGAAACUCGGUAGAAGAUCAAGCAAAUGUUUAUGAAGCCUCAGGCAGGCACCAUUUUAGAUCUGAACCUUCUUAUUCGUUUAUAUUCAAGGAUUACAAUUGUACAGUGGAAUUCUUUGUGGCUCCAUUCAUAGUUCGAGAAUCUGAAACAAAAGACAAAAAUGGAGCAAAGAAGGAGACCCUUCGGCUUGAUUUGGUCGGUACUUCGGCUGAUCAAUACAAAAGUGCCGAUAUUGUUGUCUUCAACACAGGGCAUUGGUGGACUCAUGAGAAAACCGCCAAAGGGAAAGAUUAUUAUCAAGAAGGGAGCCAUGUCUAUAGUGAGCUUAACGUUUUAGAGGCGUUUCGUAAAGCCAUAACAACAUGGGGAAGAUGGGUUGAUGCCAAUAUUAAUCCUAGCAAAACUUUGGUCUUUUUCCGUGGUUAUUCUGCUUCUCAUUUCAGAGGAGGGCAGUGGAAUUCUGGAGGGCAAUGUGACAACGAAGUCGAGCCUAUAAAGAACACGACCUAUUUGACACCGUAUCCAGACAAGAUGAAAGUUCUGGAGAAGGUUUUAAGAGGGAUGAAAACCCGGGUCUCGUAUCUAAAUAUCACGAGAUUGACAGAUUUUCGAAAGGACGGGCACCCUUCCAUCUACAGGAAGAAGCAUUACACAGAUGAAGAAAGAAGAUCACCAUUGCACUUUCAAGAUUGUAGCCAUUGGUGUCUUCCUGGUGUACCAGAUGCUUGGAAUGAAAUCCUAUAUGCUGAGCUUUUGGCCAAACAACAGCAAAAACAUUAGGUAAAUAGAUGAAAAUAAACACGGUGUGAGUUGACUCGAGUCAAGUCGAGUUGAGUCGACUCGAUACUUUCGGUAGAGUUGAGUUGAAUCGGAUUUACACGUCUCCUAAAUGCGAAUUACCCCUUUUUGUUCCCUUGUGGAGCGUCUGGUACACAAGACAGUAAGACCGGGAUAGGAUAGGACAAAACUUGUUGUUCCAUGUUUGGUGCGGCAGUAAGACCGGGACAGGACAGAAGUGAGUGAGACAAAACCCAGCAAAAUAUGUGGAACAAAAAUCGAGAAGACGAGAUAUGAUUGGUAAAUUACUAAACUGCCCAUGUCGAAGUAAGACUUUAAAACUUUGCACAAAUUCUUUCACUCCUUUAUCGCACUUGGCCGAUCUUGUCCUGUUCCGUCCUGUUUGUUUAAUGUAAAAUGGGGAAUAUAGAAAGAAAUAAACAAAUGAUCCAAGAAGAGUUGUUCGUAUGAUGUUAUUCUAUUAGUUUAUUCUUUAAUUUAUUAAAAGAAGCAGCAUU